AGAUAUGGUGUUUAAAUGCAGUAAAAUGUAACGGAUUACUAUUUUAGUCCUGCAACUAUUUCAACAGAAUUGUGUUGAUUUUAAUAAAACCUCGUAUGUGAAUAUUUUUGUAUCAGAUGAAUAAGGUCCUACAAAGACAAAUCAACUGAAUUCCAAUCAUUUCCUUUUAUUGGAUUUUGUUACUGUUUAUAUACAAUUUCAAUGUUUGUUCUUCAUAAUUGAACUUGAGAAGAUAAAACUUUAUUAUCAAAAUGUAUACUUUAUACAAAUCAUAAAAGUUGUGCAAUGGAAUACUUAAAGUUGGAAAAUAUAACUUAUAUACAUUUGGAAACAACUACUUUGAAUAUAACAUCUACGGACUUUGAUGUAGAAGCGUUUGUAGAAGAAAUGAUGGGUGAAAAACGUCGUGAUAUAACGUCUGUUGCAUUUUUGACGUUCUUUUACGUUUUGAUAUUUAUAACAGGAAUUUCUGGAAAUAUAUGUACAUGCAUUGUGAUAACACGAAAUACAUACAUGCACACAGCCACUAACUACUAUUUGUUAAGUCUUGCUAUUUCAGAUAUGCUAACACUUAUAUUUGGUCUUCCAACAGAACUUUAUGGAAUAUGGGAGUCGUAUCCAUGGCGAUUCGGAGAACCACUUUGUAUUUUCAAAUCAUUCCUGGCGGAAAUGACAUCAUACGCAUCGAUUCUCACAAUCACAGCUUUCACCGUUGAACGAUAUGUGGCAAUAUGUCACCCAUUAAAAGCGCAGACCUUAUCAAACUUAUCACGUGCUGUGAAAAUGGUGAUUUCAAUUUGGAUUUUAUCGUGCCUAUUUGCUUUGCCUUAUCCGAUUCAUACGCGGGUUUUCCCGUAUGUGUCAUACAAUGGGACUGGUAUAGAAGACUCUUUACAAUGUAACAUCCCCUUUAAAUGGCAAAGAGGGAUGACGUAUGCUUUCCAGAUAUCUACAUUUGUUUUCUUUGUCUUUCCAAUGGGGCUCAUAACUGUAAUGUAUGGUUUGAUUGGUAAUAAAUUGCGCUCUCCGCAACUGGAAACAAAGCACAAGUCAAAGACGAAGGCGAGGAAAGCAGUAGUUAGAAUGUUAUUUGCCGUGGUCGUUGCCUUUUUCGUCCAGUGGGCACCUUUCCAUGCACAGCGUCUCAUCACCUUAUAUGUUCCGGUUGAAAUGUGGACCCCAACUUUAAUCAAAUUCCAAUCAGAUUUGUUUUACGUGUCAGGGGUUCUUUACUUCUGCAAUUCAACUAUCAAUCCGAUAUUGUAUAAUUUAAUGUCAAAGAAAUUCCGGUUGGCUUUCAAAAGAACACUGUGUCGAUGUUGUUAUACUUCAGAAGAACUGCUGGAGCUUAAUGGAAAGUCAAAGUCAAUUUACUGUUCCGAUAGAACGGCUGUCAAUUCUAUAAGAAAAAAUGCGAACAACAUUACAAAGUUGUCGUUUAUGGAUUUGAACGGAACCAAGAACGUCCAUGGAUUGCUAAAUACGGAUAAAUUACGUGAUAUCACUUUCAAGAAUGGGAGACGACCACACACAUGUCCUUGUUAUCAGUCCCAUUCUUCUGGACGAUUGAACGAGCUCUACAGUGACACAGAUCGUAUUCACGUCGACCAUUGUCAAGGGUUCGGACCUAGAGCGGCGGGACUUAGAUACCAGAAUUCCACAAACAGCAGUCUUGUUAGUUUUUGUGAACUUGAAUCAGAUUCCAUUGUUGAAAUGAAGUCUUUAUCGACUUGUAGUAGCUCAAAUUUAUUGAACACAAAGAUACUUUCUGCCCCGCUUUACAAUCUUGCAAGUCGACAGGCAUCAUUUGUAUGAUCCAUUGUAAUGCUUUUAAAAACAACAACAACAAGAAAUGCGUAAGUUUGGAUUGGAAGGAAUGGCUUGAUUACCAAGGACAAUGUAAUAUUGCCAUUUUUAUGAUUAACACACUUUUUGUAUGAAUGUUAUUCUGUCAUUGUAAAUGCUAAUAUGAACGUCCGCAAAUUUGGCACAGACAAACCAACAAACUAAUUGUUUUCUUCUAACAAAAAAAAAAGAACAGGGCUUGCGGCAACAAAUCACAUACUCUUGUAUUUAAUAAUAUAUACUACUGUAUAUAAAUGGUAACAGAAGAUCUUAUAAUAGUCACCAAAAAACAAAAUAGAAACGCUAUUUUGAAACCUUGGUUUUUUAUUCAAC
Messenger RNA from Ruditapes philippinarum (Manila clam), 2178 nucleotides. Its product is annotated as pyrokinin-1 receptor-like. The transcript is spliced from 4 exons. Gene Ontology annotation, cellular component: plasma membrane. The coding region runs from base 286 to 1815 and encodes 509 amino acids. NCBI's taxonomy places the organism in Eukaryota, Metazoa, Mollusca, Bivalvia, Venerida, Veneridae. The record is from RefSeq and is a predicted model, not a curated record. Gene Ontology annotation, molecular function: neuromedin U receptor activity. Gene Ontology annotation, biological process: neuropeptide signaling pathway.